Monopterus albus (swamp eel) is the source of this 934-nucleotide messenger RNA. Its product is annotated as low affinity immunoglobulin gamma Fc region receptor IV-like. Gene Ontology annotation, cellular component: external side of plasma membrane. The record is from RefSeq and is a predicted model, not a curated record. Bases 39 to 932 code for a protein of 297 amino acids. The transcript is spliced from 5 exons. Gene Ontology annotation, molecular function: transmembrane signaling receptor activity. NCBI's taxonomy places the organism in Eukaryota, Metazoa, Chordata, Actinopteri, Synbranchiformes, Synbranchidae. Gene Ontology annotation, biological process: immune response; cell surface receptor signaling pathway.
CCACUCUCGGUCUGUUUCAUACACAUAGAGCAAUCACGAUGGACACGGUCAUUUGCCUCCUUGUUUUCUCAGUUCUGCCACAGCUCGCUGUGCCUGCAGCUCCCUCUGAGACCUCAUUCAGAGCUGAAGUGGAGAUCGUGUCAGGCCAUUCAAGGAUCUUCUCUGGGGAGGAUGUCCGGCUGAGAUGCAGCAUUCCAGAUGGCAACAGGUCUACCUGGGAUUUCCUGUGGUUCAGGGGAUCUGAGCAACUACCGUACUUUGGGCAGGACUUACUUCUAUGGAACACCAUGGUUAAAAAGAGUGGGAAGUUUAUUUGCCAGGGUGUGAGGGACACAAUAGUGGGAAACAUACACACCCGCAGAAGUCUGCCUGUAGAGAUCAACGUGGAUGGAGGGUGGGCUAUCCUGCAGGUCCCUCCUCAUCCCAGCCUUGUUGGAGGCACCUUGAACGUCACGUGCCGUGUCCGAAGAAAAUACCCGCUUCGGGAGGUGAUUCUCUACAAAGAUGGUGUUGAAGUUAUGAGACGAAAUGGUGUCAACCCACAUUUCUACCUGACCAACUUGACCCUUGAGGAUCAGGGACUGUAUUCUUGCAGGGCUUCCUGGGACAUACAGAGAAAUACACACUCUGUAAUUUCAGCUGCCUCUCCAGUGCAGGUCCUAGAGGUUCUGUCACAGCCACAUUUGGAAAUUGAUGCCGCCAAUGACCUGAUCAAACUCGUGUGUCACGUCCAAUACAACAUUCCUGCCCCUGCCCCUCCAAUACAAUACUUUUUCUACAAGAAUAACACCAGACUGGGACCAGCAGCCUCUGAGAACUAUGCUCUGGUCUCGUGGAAACCAGGCCAGUACAGCUGCAAGGCCAAGGUGCCUCAGUUGGGCCUCUGGAGGUGGAGUGAGUCUUUAAGCUUUGAACAAGAGACAGGUAAUUAGAA